Molecule: messenger RNA, 2887 nt
Organism: Centruroides sculpturatus (bark scorpion)
Lineage: Eukaryota; Metazoa; Arthropoda; Arachnida; Scorpiones; Buthidae
Product: decaprenyl-diphosphate synthase subunit 1-like
Exons: 11
Coding region: 76-1269 (397 amino acids)
Biological process (GO): isoprenoid biosynthetic process; ubiquinone biosynthetic process
Cellular component (GO): transferase complex; mitochondrion
Molecular function (GO): prenyltransferase activity
Source: RefSeq, a predicted model, not a curated record
AAACAUCAAAACUAGUAGAAGUGAUAAACCACGAGAAAACUAUGGCGUUAAACAUUUUCUUUUCCCGGUUUUAAAAUGAGAAUUGGAGAUGGUUUAUGUCGGUAUGGAUUUUUGCAAAAAUUACACCAUUUAAGGAGAAAUUUUUUAUCUAUUUUGAAUUAUAGAUUAUCGUCCAAUUUAUAUAUUGUUAAAAAAUAUAGUUUUCAACAGAUUUGUGCCUUUAAGUCAACAUGUGGGAGAAGUGCUUCUUUUUGCUUGACAAAUGCAAGAAAUUUAUAUUGUUUUCAAAAAUAUUGUCAGACGUUUGCUGCACAUAUUCCUGGCCAUGUUCCUAGCACCUCAGCUACUGAUCUGUUUAAAUUUGUCCAAUUGGAUAUUUUAAAGAUUUAUGAAGAUAUUAGAAAAGAAUUAGAAACUUCAACUAAAGAACUUAAAGAAGUAACAACAUAUUACUUUGAUGGAAGUGGAAAAGCAUUUCGUCCUUUAAUUGCAGUUAUUAUGGCAAAAGCAUUAAAUUAUCAUGUAUUAAAUUCAAACAGUUUAUUGGACUCUCAAAUGAAAGUAGCAAUGACUUCAGAAAUGAUUCAUAUUGCAAGCCUCUUACACGAUGAUGUAAUUGAUGUUUCUGGAAUACGAAGAGGUAAACCUAGUGCAAAUACAGUUUGGGGACAAAGAAAAGCAAUUUUUGCAGCAGAUUUUAUAUUAUCUCAAGCAGCCAAAAUACUUGCAAAAAUAGGAAAUACAGAUGUCAUAAUUCUUUUAUCACAAGUUUUAGUAGAUUUAGUUCAAGGUGAAUUGAUGCAAUUAGGAUCAAGAGAGAAAGAUGAUCAACGAUUUUCUCACUAUCUUCUGAAAACAUUUAACAAGACUGCAAGUUUAAUUUCCUUUACUUGUCAAUCUAUCAAAUUUUUACUCCAAAUUUUGCUUAUAAUUCUUAUCGAUGACUUAUUAGAUUUUGCAUCCAGUCAAGUGCAAAUGGGUAAGCCUACAACAGUUGAUUUACAGUUAGGAUUAGCAACUGCUCCAGUUCUGUUUGCUUGUGAAAAAUAUCCUGAAAUGAACAAUUUAAUUAUGAGAAGAUUUUCUGAGCCUGGUGAUGUAGAGAAAGCAUACAAAAUGGUUAUAAAUAGUGAUGGCAUUGAAAACACAAGAUUACUAGCCAGAAAACACUGUGAUGAGGCAGUAAAGAGUAUAUCUUCUCUAGAAGAUACACCUGAAAAGAAGGCACUUAUAGCUCUCACGCAAUUUGUUUUAACAAGGACUCAUUAGUUUAUAGUGUAUAGAAUUUUAAUGUUAAUUAUUAUGAUGAUGAAAUGUAAUUAGGUAAAUAUUAAAUUGGAAGUUUUCUAGCUAAUAUAAAUGAAUAAAAUUGUUAAUUGUUAAAUUUUGAUAAGAACAGUAUAUGAUCAUGUUUGAUGAACAAUAUCAUUGUUGUUAAAUAAGAGGUUAAUUAGUAUAUGUCUAAAUACUAGUAAAAAAGUCAUUUGAACAUUUUGAUGUUUAUAUGUAGAAUAAUCAUAAUGAACAAACCAAGGUUUUUUUUAACAUGAAUAAAAUUGAAGUAUUUAUGAUAAUACAUUAGACAAUUUUCUAUAAAUGAAUCUAAAUUUUAGUUUACUACUACAAAUUCUUCAUAAUAAUUUUUAAUCUGGGCGAGUCAAUACUUUGACUUAUGAGAUUUGAAACUGCCGAUAUGACAUGAUCAACAACUAACACUUGAAUUUUCUAUAACAUUCAUAAAUUUAUUUAUCUAGUUGCUGAUAUUUUUCAACAAUGCUUGAAAUUUGGUCACAGCCUCCCAUACAAAGUUAUGUAGUGGAUAAGUGAUUCAUUAGUUGUGGUCAUUGGAUCACAUAUUAAAAUAUGUGAAUUAUAGCAAAUUAAGCACAAUAAGGAUAAUAUAAAUGAGAAUAUUAUAUUUAAGGAACUUUUGUGCAAAUAAUUUUACCCGGAGUGUGGUGCAACUAGUAUUAACAAAUUUUGAGUAGUUUUUGAUGGCAUUUUGCAGAAACAGAAUAUCAUUGAGUGCAUUUGUUUGCUACACAUCUGGAGAGGAUUUUUUAUAAAUGAUGUAACAUGUGGACAGCAGUUGAAAAUAUAUAGGUACAGGCAGAGCUUGCAAUUCCAAUGUCAUUUCCAAUUUUGUUUUGAUUUACCAUUGUAUGCAUCAAGAGGGUUUUGAAAAUCCAUCACAUAAGCUCAUUGCAAUGAAAUGGCAAUAGAUAUCAUUAUUGUCAUAUUAUGUUAUUACUUUGCAUUGCCUUUCUUAUAAUAUCCUGAGGAAGUUAAGAAUUUGCACUCAUUGGAGAACUCAUUGACACAGUUGAUAAUGGGCAAUGUAUCCCAGAGUGAUUACUGGCAACCAAAUUUGGUCUCUCUUGUACAAUCCAUAGAGCAAACAUAUUUCAUUGACACAGAAAUCAACCUUUUCACCAGUGCAUAGAAACUCUGAUCUGUAGAGAUAAAACAGAAGUAAUGCUCAUGAAUUUUUUUUGAUUCAUUAAGAGUUUGUUCUUAAUGGUAGACUGAGAAUAUUAAUAUAGGAUUCCUUGUUAGUCACAUCCACAAUCAUUUUCAUCUUAUUAUGUCAUGUCUGGCAAGAAAAAAGAUAAAUUCUCAUAUUUUUGCUUGCUAGAUAUUUAGAACUAGGAUGCAAAUACCAGUGGCCUCUUUCUCAAUAGGACUUCACACCCACAGAAGCUUUAUCAAAAGGCCCCAGAUUUAAAUUAGAAGGAAUCUUGAAAAGUGCUUAACCCUGAAAAAAUUUGACUGAGAAGGGAUGAUAAUCCAAAAAAUGUCAAAUUUUUUCCCAUUAAUAUUUACAAAUUUGCAAAAAAUUAGCACUUACAAUGUUUUUCUAAAAAUAUUUAUUUAUAUUAGAAUAAUU